Colius striatus (speckled mousebird) is the source of this 4896-nucleotide messenger RNA. RefSeq names its product biliverdin reductase A (gene BLVRA). Gene Ontology annotation, molecular function: biliverdin reductase [NAD(P)H] activity; nucleotide binding; zinc ion binding. NCBI's taxonomy places the organism in Eukaryota, Metazoa, Chordata, Aves, Coliiformes, Coliidae. Gene Ontology annotation, cellular component: cytoplasm. The transcript is spliced from 7 exons. Gene Ontology annotation, biological process: heme catabolic process. The record is from RefSeq and is a predicted model, not a curated record. The coding region runs from base 1656 to 2546 and encodes 296 amino acids.
AAACACAUUGUGUAAAGACAUCAAUACCUCAGUAGAGUUAUGCCCAUGCUAGGGGCUCCUGCUUCUUCCAAGGGUAGUGUUUCCCCCUGCCCACCGUCACCACACUGGUGACCCUAGCUUCUCUUGCCAUGCUGGCCACUCAUCUCACAGCCACAAACGGCCCCUUGAGAGCCCAUAUCUCUUUCCACCUCUGCAGGAAGCACUCUCGCUGAUACCAUAGAAGCUGGUACUUUAAAGAACCCUCAGACUUUGUUCUAAGUGCACAGGAGAUCCCUCCACCUAAUGUGCAUAUGGUGUCUUUCAUCAGCUGAAGCUUCUAUUACCCUGUUACAUACAUAUACAUUGAAUUUCCCAGAAUGAUUACACAUACGCAUAUGCAUUGGAUUGGUAAGGAUCUCUUUUGAUGGUCCUUUGUGGUCACAGAGACCUCUGCCUGUAUUUUUGUGAUUGUGCUAUGGGUGAACUCUUAGUCUUUAUUUCUUUUAGAGCAACUUCUUGUAGGUUGAGAUACCGUGAUCAUUUAUGCUUCAAGUUUCACAGUGUUCCUACCUGAUUAGCCUCAUUGUUUCAGGCAUAGCCUCAUAAUGUUGUGGGAAUUUCACAACUACCUCCUUAAUAUACCAGCUAACAGCUAAUUUUACGUUCAGCAUUAAAAAAAAAGUUAAUAUCCUAAGGUAUCAUCCCACCCCCAAAAUCUUGACCAGGCCUGGAGUCUAAUGAAAUUUUGGGUUGGUUAUUGAGCCACCUGAAUAAAUGUCAGAGCUCAAGGCUGUAUACAGGGGUAGUGGUUUUGUGUGGCCAGGUUUUGGUAGCAGGGGAGCUACAGAGGUGGUUUCUUUAAACAAAGAGCUGCCAGAAGCUUCCCCUGUAUCUGGCUGGGCCAGUGCCAGUCAGUUCUAAGAUGAACCCACAGCUGACCAAGGCUGAGCUAAUUAGAGAUGGAGGUAACACCUCUGUGAUUAAUGUAUUGGAGAAGAAGCUGCCUUACAGAUGCUGAACUGCAGCAGCAGCAGCACCAGGGAGUGAGAAUGUGAGAACAUCUCUGCAGACACCAAGGUCACUGGAGAAGCAGGGGGAGCAGGUGCCCAGGCACAGGACAGCAGAGACUCCCUGUGACCUGUGGUGCAGCCCGUGGUGAGGCAGCUGUCCCCCUGCAGUCCAUGGAGGGCACAGGGGAACAGAGAUCCACUUGCAGUCUGUGGAGGAGCCCACGCUGGAGCGGGUCAAUGCCUGAAGGAGACUGUGACUGUGAGAAGCCCACAGUGGAGCAAGUUUCUGGCAAGGCCUGAGAACCCAUGGAGAGAGGAGCCCACGCUGGACCAGUUUUGCUGUCAGGACUUGUGACCCUGUGGGGGAACCCACACUAGAGCAGUCUGUUCCUGAAGGACUGUUCUCCCUGUGGAUGACCCACAUUGAGGUAGUGUGUAAAGGGAUGCAACAUGGGAAGGACCCACGUUGGAGAAGUUUGCGAGGGACUCUGUCCCACGGGAGGGACCCCACACUGUAGCAGUGGGAAGUGUGAGGAGGCCUCCCCCUGAGAGAAAACGGGGCAAAGUCCAUCUGCAAUGAACUGACUGGAACUCCCAUCCCCCUGCUCCACUGGUGGUGGACAAGGGAGAGACCCAAGAAGAAGGAGAUGUUUUAAGAUUAACGAAAUGUUUGGGACUGUGGUGGUUGGAGUUGGAAUUGCUGGCUUAGCAAGAAUCCGAGACUUGAUGAAUCCGAUGCCUUCCAGUCCUUCUGAGCACCUGAAGCUCUUUGGAUUUGUAUCCAGGAGAAAUUUUGGCAACAUUAACGAAGCCAAGCAGAUUAGCCUGGAAGAUGCUCUAAGAAGCAGAGAGAUCCAUGCAGCCUUCAUCAGCACAGAGAACAGAAGCCAUGAAGAAACCAUCAGAAUGUUUCUAGAAGCUGGGAAACAUGUCCUCGUUGAGUACCCCAUGGCUUUGUCUGCUAAGGCAGCCCAUGAGCUCUGGGAAAUGGCUGAGAAGAAAGACAAAGUACUCCACGUGGAACACAUUGAGCUUCUAACUGAAGAGUACAAACAGCUGAAAAAAGAGGUGGCUGGAAAAGACCUGGUGAAGGGAACAUUGCAUUUCACAGGUAGUGUCCUCGAUGAAAACAAAACUGGAUUCCCAGCUUUCAGUGGAAUUGCCCGACUCACUUGGCUGAUUGACCUCUUUGGAGACCUCACUGUUACCUCUGCCACCAGAGAAGUGCAGAAGGAUAAGAAUUAUUCCAGAAUGACAGUUCACUUUCAGACAACAAACAAGAAACCUCUGACUUGGAUUGAAGAAAGGGGACCGGGGAUGAGACGUGAAAAGAAAAUCAACUUCUGUUUCACAAGUGGUUGUCUGGAGAACUUCCCUCAAGCCCCACGAUCUGCUGUGGGACUUUUCAUGCAGGAUCAGAACCUCUUUGCCAAAAAACUGCUGGGCCAAGUGUCCAAGGAGGAGCUGGCUGCUGAGAAGUGGCGAAUUUUGCGGUGCCUUGACCUUGCUGAGGUGAUCCAACAGCACUGUGAACAACCAGAGAAGAUCUCUCCCUGAGGCUGCUCUCGGGGAAGGAGGAACACGGCAGACGCGAAAGCUGUAAGACUAGGACUCACUCGCCAUCAAACAGUUGUUAUUUCAGUUUCAUUACCUUCUUUUUGGCUAGCUGUGGUUCUCAGGCUCUCUGGGUGGGCUGGAGAGCCUGGGCUGUAUCCCAUGUCUUUUGGUGUGUGCCAAAACAAAGCAACGUUACCCUGCGCCGAUGCGUCGCCGUCCUCUGGGAUAGGGACCCAGCAGCAGCGGGCUUUCCUGGCAUUCAGCUGGAAAUGUCUCUGAGAGCAGAUCCUGGAGGACUGCAAGUACUAGAUAUGAUUUUCCCUCCUGAGGUUUUUGUUUUUUUCCCCUCAAAAUACAUCUGAAAAUGAGAUAUGUCUCCUUUAGUGGUACUUAUGCAGUAGUAUCUAGAAAGAAGUACUAGCUAGAAUGAAGUUCCAAGUGAAUUAGCCCCCUUUUACUUGAUCUGCAGGACUUGUGCCACCACAGUGCUGACCUUCUCUUCCAGGUGUCCUAAGUUGUUCUGUGUGAUUGCUCUAAUUGAUUGUUGUGCUUGUUUGAGGUUGGCUGUAGUUUUGGUUUGUUUGUUGGUUUGGGGUUUUUAUCCAUGCUGGAAAGCACCUGCCUUCAAAUAGGAUCUGUGUUGGUAUUAAACCAGAACAGAAAAAAUAUCUUGUCUCUUGAUAGAUGCCAUGUUGAGUUCACUCCACUUCUCUGAUGCCCUGUGCCAGCAUAGAAGACUUUUUCCAGCAGAGAUUGGAAGGGUACAUUAAAUUAGUGCAUCACCUGCCUGCUCUCUACUGAGUCAGAAUGUUUCUCAUGUGUUUGUACUGGAAGCAGCAAAUUAUUAUCCUUCAUUUGUGUUCUGUACCUCAUUCAGCAUGUGAGCCCAUCACUGCUAAAAAUAAUACACAUCUUGCCUUUAAGAAAAAAAUAACUAAUGCACCCCUGGAAACAGUGAAAUUCACUUGAAAUGGUGAUAGAAUUAGAGUAGAGCUGAAGAAAAUGGAGCAGGUUGCAAAUGCAGCUGUGAGGUUACAGUGUACAGCACUUCUGGGGAUGAGUGUUUAGCAUUUUGCUGUAGUCCCAGGGUCAUGUGUGAAGACAUGAUCAUUUCCCUGAAGUUUCAGAAGGAGCCUAAACAGCACACAAAACUAUUGACAAUUCCUCUGUUUGCCUUUUACUUUGUAAUUACAGCGUCUGUUGGUGCUGAACCCCAGUCUGUGCAGAUCUCUCAAACUCUGAACUCUCUUUUCUGUGUUAUCACUUGGGCAAUUUUGAAUAAGGAAGCAGAAGUAUUGUGCAUGUGUGUGCAACUACAGCCAGUCAAUAUUGAUGGGGAAAAGUCUUCCUUUGCAUAAAUCAUGUGAAUUCAGAGGAUGGAUACAGGUCACUUAGUUGGAAGCAGGGAAGGACAGACUGUAUUUUUUCCCAGACCAGUCAUAUUUCAGGAACAACUGGAGCUUGUUUUGUGAAUGAAGUCUGCCUGUGAAAUUUGUUUGAAUCUCUUCUCUCUGUCAAAAACAGUGAAAACCCUCCUAUUGACUUCAGUGGCCUAGAAUCCAUGUAGGGUGGCAGUGGAUUUGUGCAAACAGAUCCUCCACUCGUCCACCCCAACAGGUACCUUACUGGGCAUUCACAGGGACCUUUUCACCAGUGUGAUGGAUGUUGCCUUGGGCAGAUGGGAGGUUGUAUGAGGGGGAAGAAGCAGGCUUUGGCAAAAUCCAAAAUAUCCAUCUGGGAUUGGAAGGAAACAAGAAUCUGCUGUAUGUGUCUAUCUGCUAUGUAAGGCAGCACGUGAGAGGUCCUGUUUCUUGCCAAACUCAUCAGCUGUGAAUCUGGGGUGAAUACCACUUGUUUCCACACUAAUUCACAAUGGGUAGCAGGCGAAGGCAAAGGGAAGGGGGAGGUUCAUGCUUUGUGUAUAGACAUCAAAGGUAUCUACCACAUGUCCCUGGGAAAGCUCUGCACUUGCAAGAACAGCCUUCCUCUAAGAAAUGGGGAAUAAAUUCACAGGAGCUCUGCAGAGCAGCAGUGUAAUGUGCAGUGAAUCGCCCUCUGGAGAAGCUUGUUUCUGUGGAGAGCACCUGGGGAAAUUAGCAGAUUGAUUUGAGCUAGGGAAGGUUUAGAGCUGGAUACCCUGUCUUCUCCUCCAUCCCCCUCCCACUCCUCCCAGCUAACCUGCUUGCCUGCUGCUGUCUGCCCUGCUCCUGGCAGCCUGCAGCGUUCAGAUGGCUUUUCCUCAGCCCUGUCAAUGUGCUCUUGUUUGUCCACGGGAGCCACUGCGUGUCAAAUGUAAGUGUUGCUUAACCAGAUGGCAAACUCACCAAUAAAACAUUGGAGCUCUUGAUCA